This is a messenger RNA of Closterium sp. NIES-67, 2478 nucleotides long. NCBI's taxonomy places the organism in Eukaryota, Viridiplantae, Streptophyta, Zygnematophyceae, Desmidiales, Closteriaceae. The record is from the annotation of a GenBank genome assembly.
CCUGCUGCUCUUGCUGGUGCUCAGGUUCUAGCCAGCCUAGUUCUCUACUACAGCGAUACCCCUGUGCUUUAUUGGACGACGUGCUUGGACCUGAAACAUGCUGGGAGGCCCCUUUGCUUGAAGAAUCCCCUGCGAACCUCAGGUUCCUCCCUGCCCCUCCCUGCUAGCUUCAGGAGCAGGCUCGUGCGGUAUUUCGUUUGUCUCGUUCACUUGUUUUUUAUACUGUCGCUGCUAGCGCUAAGAGCGCGCAGGGCUUCCUUCUCGUAGUGUCCGCUCGUGCAGAUUCGAAGGGGAAGGCGGAUUUAUUUCAGGCAACCCCGCCCGCGUCGCUAUCUGCGCUGCAAGGGGCACUCUCCCCUCCCUGUUGCGUUCCUCGCUAUCCUCGCCGUCCUCGCCGUCGUCGCCCCUCUCUGGCAUUGGAGUUGCUACGUAACGCGCCUUUCCAAUACUCCAGUAAUUCGUUAGCACUGAAACUACUAAGGAAUCAUUGGUCAGUCCGCCGCGAUUCCCGCUGUGUAGCACUGGUACCUGCAGCGUGCCACGUCAGCAAUGGCGGGGUCAGGGGGAAUCAGCCUGGCGUUCCGGUGGGUGGAAGACGUGGCGUCCCCGUUAUUGUUCACCCUGAUACUAGCGUGGAUGCUCUACUCCGUCAUGCACACUUUAUUCACGUUUAAGAACAGCGAAAUGACUAUAACGAGGAAAAUCGACGAGAAGGGAGAAGGUGAUGGGGAGGAGGAGGAGGAGGACGACGAGGGUUGGAACCAAGUGGAGAUGCAUGAGGCAGAAGACGACAAACCGAGUGAGCCCGGAAGCGACAACGCAUGUGAUGACGCACAUGGUGACACUAACGAGGAUGAUAUUGUCGAAGUGCCCGCUGCUACUCCGCCCCUCUCCAGCGGAAACCUAAACGAGUCGCAAGGGGAGUCACUUGCGCCAGCCCCUGUAAAAGAUUCCUCCGCCACCGACCCUUCCCCAGGACCUUCCACCCCGUCCGCCCCGUCCGCCCGCUCCCCCUCCGCCCUUUCCGCCCCUUCCGCCCUGCCUGCUUCUUCCGCUCCUUAUAACGCGGACAAAGUCGACGCUGGCGAGAGUGACAGCGACGACGACUGGGAGGGCAUCGAGGCGUCGGAGGCGGAGGAUCGAUUCUCGGCGGCCGCAGCUCUGGUGACCACAAUGGCGGCCACUGGGAAUCUCAAGAUUGGAGAGGGGCUGCAGCUGCUGCUGUACGCGCUCUACAAGCAGGCCAGCGACGGGCCCUGUAACGCUAAACAACCAGCAGUUUACAAUUUCAAGGCCCGUGCCAAAUGGGACGCAUGGAAGAAGCUAGGGAGCAUGAGCCAGGACGAGGCCAUGGCGCAGUACGUGGGCAUGGUAGAGCAGAUGAUACCGCCCCCAGAUGAGGGACCGAAGGGCGUUGGGGGUUCAUCCAAAGGAGGGGGGGAGGGAGGGGGAGGGGGAGGGGGAGGGGGAGGGGGGGGGGCAGGGAGGGGUGUGAGUACGAUGUUGAUGGCGGAAGGUGCGGAGGAGAGUGGAGAAGAGGGAGGGAUCGGAGCGACAGCUGCUGAUGGCAGCGCUUCUGGCUUUGGCCGCCUACAUGCACUGGCGAGUGCUGACGUGGAGGACAGUGCAGCAGUGGAGGAGUGGAUAAAGACACAUCCUGAGGCCCUGGAACAGAGAGACAACGAAGGCCGGACGGCGCUACACUGGGCGGCAGACAGAGGCAAGCUGGCCAUGGCACAGAUCUUGCUGACUCAUGGAGCUGACGUGAACCAAACGGACGACGAGGGUCAGACGCCCUUGCACUAUGCAACAGUGUGCGAGCACGAGGCAAUCGCCAGCCUCCUGCUGGAGAGUGGUGCCGAUCCGUGCCGCCCGGACAACGAGGGCACCCGCCCUCGGGACAUUCGCCCAGCCUCGUGGUCUUCCCCGGCUUGGAAUGCGGCAGAUUAAGAUGCGUGGCUGAUUAAGUCGCGCGGCUGCCUUGUGGCCAUUCCCUGCCACCCAGCCUCGUGGUCCGGCCCGGCUUGGAAUGCAGCCGAUUACGACUUGUGGCUGCCUGAUGGCCGAUCUCUGCCGCCCAGUCUCAUGACCAGGCCCGGCUUAGGAUGGGGCUGGCUGAGGCUCGGGAAUAGGGCCGGGAUAUUGUUUGGUUGAUGCUCGGAACUGGCUGCAGUGAUGGCUGUGUUUGUACAUACCGGUGGCAGCAGAGCAGCCAAAACAACCUGAAACGAGUAGAGCAGACUUUUAGAAGAGCGAGGAACGGGUCUGGCACUAUGCGUCCUUUAGAGAAGACAAGACUGGGAAGCAUGAGGAGAGCCACGGGUAUCCGCCCUUGGGAGGAGACACUUAGUUGAGGGAUGGGGAUUAGGGUAGUUUGUUCACGGAGUGACAGGUGCGAUGUGUCUGAAUGUGAUGUUCUACAAAUGACGAUGCUGUGCUUAUGUGUGCUGUGAAUAGUGUGCCAAUGUAUGCGAUCCC